GCGUCUGCGGUACCGUACGUUGAGAAAACGCGCGACGUGACAAAAUUCCAUUGCCGUGAAAUCGCGCGCCGUCGUACGUGUCAGCGGGUCGCGCGGUGUUCGCGUGUUACUCGCGUGUGCCAACAGUGUCGGGUGUGUCUGAAUACAUUUCGUACACGUGGAUAACGCGGUUACCACCGCCGCGGGGUUAGUUCUCGCCGGAAUUCUACGGAAGGAUAUACCGCCGAGUCUCCGAUCAGUCUUCCCUCUCCCCCCCGAACGGUCGCCGUCGUGCCGGAGGAUUUGCUUUCGGUGAAGGGGAUUUCUCGACUUAGGCUAAGAUGUCACAUCACAGCGACGACAACAUGCUGAUAGCGACGUCAGACUCCUUCUGGGAGCCGGGUAACUACAAGCGAACGACGAGGAGGAUUGAGGACGGCCACAAGCUCUGUGACAGUUUGAUAGCUCUGGUUCAGGAAAGGGCGGAGAUCGAGAAGAACUAUGCCAAGGCACUCAAAAAUUGGUCGAAGAAUUGGAACGAUAAGAUCGAGAAGGGACCCGAGUACGGUACGACCGAGGCAGCGUGGAAGGGCGUCCUAGUGGAAUCCGACAGGCUUUGCGAUCUUCAUCUCAGGGUUAAAGAGAACCUCUGUAACGACAUCGUUCAACAAGUCAAAACGUGGCAGAAGGAUACGUAUCACAAGUCGAUGAUGACCCUGAAGGAGCGCAAGGAAAUGGAAGACUCGUUUAAGAAGGCGCAGAAGCCAUGGGCGAAACUUUUGCAGAAGGUUGAGAAGGCGAAAGCAGAGUAUCACAACAGCUGUAAAACCGAGCGGACCGCGGCGAACAUGGAAAGGAACGCCUCGGCGGACAGUUCUCUCUCGCCAGAUCAGAUGGCCCGAGGCUCUGAAAACAUGACAGAUUGUGGAUGUGGUGCAUGGAGCCUCAGAAUACCAAAAAACCUUAGGGAUAAUAAAAUAGGCGACGUUCAGUUUAAGGCUCUGCUGGUGAAGAAAAUGCAGGACCGAGUGCAAAAAACGAAGGAGGAGGUGCAAAAGGCGAAGGAGAAGUACGAAGCAUCGCUUCAAGAAAUCAAUCAAUACAAUCCAAAGUACAUGGAAGAUAUGACGCAAGUGUUUGAGAAGUGCCAGGAGAUGGAAGCGCAGCGAUUACAGUUCUUCAAAGAUGUCCUCUUCGGUAUUCACAAGUGUCUGAACAUAUCGCAAGAUCCAGUGCUUCCACAGAUAUAUGAAGAAUUCUAUCACACGAUAAAUAACGCCGAUCAUGAGAAAGACCUCAAGUGGUGGUCUAAUAAUCAUGGCAUCAAUAUGGCUAUGAAUUGGCCGCAGUUCGAAGAAUACACAGAGGAGUUCCGCGAGAUCACGAAGGGCUCGAAGUCGAAGGAGGCGCUCCCGGCAGGCUCCAUCACUCUCAUCAAUCAACGCCCGGUCGGCGAGGAUCUGCAUGAAUAUCCACCAGUCAAUAACAAAUCAAAAUCGAAGCCUGCCACACGAGUGAUAUCAACGGACGGCAAUCACGGAGAUAGCAAAACGGAUACCAUAAGUUCCAGCAAGCAAUCUUCAGAGAAGAAUGAAACAGAUAGCGUCAACAGGACUAUGACUAUUACUAACGGUACCAACGCCAAGCAAGAAUCGAACCCAUUCGAAGAGGAGGAAUGGGACGAGGACGGAGGUGAACCACUGGUCGACAAUGGAGAACCUGGUGUUCCCGUACGUGCUUUGUACGAUUACGAAGGUGCUGAAGCGGACGAGCUCAGUUUCAAACAAGGAGACGUAUUCGAGAAACUGGAAGAUGAAGACGAGCAGGGAUGGUGUAAAGGAAGAAAGGACGGCAGAGUAGGCCUUUAUCCGGCGAAUUAUGUAGGCUUGGUGUCGCAAUAGAUUAACUAAUGCAAAGCCAAAUCCACAAGUUAGUUACUUAAAUAUGUAAUCUCCGCGAAGAAUAAAAUUGCGUUUCAUUUCUCUUCGCUAUUGUUUGCGCGAGUAGAUUUCGCGGGACGUGAGUUUCGCGGCGCCCUGUAGAACUAUGUGGCUUAUGAUGAAUGAAUUGAAUGAAGAAAUGACUUACAAAAGUUUCUGAAUUCGAUACCUCUAGGUGAAAUGCAAACUGAUUGUCAGCAUUUACAAAUUGUAUAAAUGGCGAGUGGUGAUUCCAUUUUAAGAUCUUUCCCUCACGACUAGCGAGAUUAAAAUGGAACGGUUUACCACACGAAGAUAUACCCCUCACUCAGAAUGAAAUUUGUUUUUAGAUAGCUAGGUUAGUAAAAAUCCUUCAUUAGUUAGACUCUAUAGAUAAAUAUGGAUUACAUGCAUAUGCCGCGUGUAUAGCAAGUUUAGAAUAUUGGAAUAUUAUAUGUUUUACGAUUCAUUGUUGUAACUCAUUGUUGUAACAAAAAGAAUCUUUCGAUUGAAACGCGAUGAGAGUUCUAUUUAAUUUAUUGUUAUUAAAAAAGAAGUACUAUUAAAAACUAAUGUCUAUAUAAAUGGUGUCAUUGUACAUAAUAGAUGUAAGAGCCUAGCAAUAUGUUAAACUAUUAAUUGUCAUUUAAUGAAUUUGAAGUGUUACAAUAUAUUUAAGGUGAACGUAAAAAAACACAGUACAUAACUUUGAACGGGCAUAAAUUUCAUAUAAAAAGAGAUUCGGGACCUACAAAUCAAUAAUUGUUUCAUUUAUUGAUUAAAUCUUAUAGUUGAGAUAAUAAUUUGAUGAAAUAAAUUUCAAUUAUCAAUAUGCUAUAAAAGAAAAAUAUUUUCAUCUAAAAGUAUAUCGUAUAUAGACAUACACAUAUACAUGUAAACUUGUAUAAAUCCAGUAUGAGAAUCGUCUUUGAAAAAAAAUUUU
This is a messenger RNA of Acromyrmex echinatior (Panamanian leafcutter ant), 2841 nucleotides long. RefSeq names its product protein kinase C and casein kinase substrate in neurons protein Synd (gene Synd). NCBI's taxonomy places the organism in Eukaryota, Metazoa, Arthropoda, Insecta, Hymenoptera, Formicidae. The record is from RefSeq and is a predicted model, not a curated record. Gene Ontology annotation, biological process: plasma membrane tubulation; cytoskeleton organization; regulation of endocytosis. Gene Ontology annotation, cellular component: cytoplasm; plasma membrane; endosome. Gene Ontology annotation, molecular function: protein binding; phospholipid binding.